Messenger RNA from Vollenhovia emeryi, 990 nucleotides. RefSeq lists its product as uncharacterized. The transcript has 4 exons. The coding region runs from base 224 to 607 and encodes 127 amino acids. The record is from RefSeq and is a predicted model, not a curated record. NCBI's taxonomy places the organism in Eukaryota, Metazoa, Arthropoda, Insecta, Hymenoptera, Formicidae.
CACCAGGAGGCGAAAUCGACGCGAGAGAAAGACUCGUGGGCGCGACGUGCGAUCGUACCGAGCGCGAUAUAUCGGUGGCCAAAGGGACAGUCCUCGCGGGGUAGAAUCAGGGGGUGGCCGGAAGGAGGGAGCGAUACAAGUGUGUGACAACCGAGUGGACCCUCGAGUGGCGAACGACCUCCCCGCUUGUUUUUCGCGGAUCUCGGCUGUGGCGCGGGCGAAGAUGAAUCUGUCGGUCGGCGCGCCGAUACUGUGCGUCCUGCUCGCGGUCCUGCUGUCGGAAACGGCGCACGCCAGGCCUUCUCGCGACUGGCUUCUGAGUCGGCAGAAACGCCUUUCCGACCAGAGACUUGCCGAGCUCGAGACGCUGUUGGCGCUGCAAAAUGUGAAGGGCGUUGUUGUUCCCGUGGGAUUCGGAAAAGUAAACCCAGCUGUCUUAGGCCGUAAACGGAGAUCCAUCUCGGAGGACAAUCUUCGAAAAUUGCAUCAUCUCCUGCUGCUCAUUGCCCGAGACGCAGAGUCAACGGCGGACCAGUCCGAUCAGAUUCGUCCUUUACCGUGGAAGGAGGAUCCGCGGCAGGAACAAAGGGACUAUCAGUUGAUUUAAUUCGGAGGCUCGGAGUCGCUCGAGAAUGAGGCGAAAGUCAGGAAAGAGAGGCGGAAGAGAGACAACGGGGAGAAACGAGCGUGCGAGAGAGAGAGAGAGAGAGAGAGAGGGAGAGGAAGGAGGAAGUAGGACAAUUAAAAAGAUACACACAUGCUCACACGCAGCAACACACACGCGCGCGCGCGCGCGCGCGAAACAAGCACACACGCAUAUUUAAUUUGAUCUCUCAGCCGUGAUCCGUCGACGACUACGGACUAGCCUCCGUCCGAGCUUCCAGUUUCUUUAUGAACUCUUACGCCUUAAGGGAAUCCUAAAGCCAUCUGUUUUACCGACAUUCUUUGUUACAAGUAAUCUUUUAAUUGGCUUUAUAGAAAUGCAAAACU